Elephantulus edwardii (Cape elephant shrew) is the source of this 3628-nucleotide messenger RNA. It is a transcript of the gene SLC12A6, whose product is annotated as solute carrier family 12 (potassium/chloride transporter), member 6. Gene Ontology annotation, biological process: chemical synaptic transmission; cell volume homeostasis; chloride ion homeostasis. Gene Ontology annotation, cellular component: membrane. The coding region runs from base 176 to 3628 and encodes 1150 amino acids. The record is from RefSeq and is a predicted model, not a curated record. Gene Ontology annotation, molecular function: potassium:chloride symporter activity. Lineage: Eukaryota; Metazoa; Chordata; Mammalia; Macroscelidea; Macroscelididae. The transcript is spliced from 25 exons.
AGUAAAAAUAUUGUUAUCUUGAGUUUGUCUUGUGUGAAUCAAGGGAAUUGAAGUUUUUUAAAAAAAAUAAGUUUAAGUUAGCUUCUAUUUCUACAGUCAAAAGUAACUAGCAAAGUAAAAAGAAUUGGAGGGGGUGGUGGUUUUCUUUACUUUGUCCUUGAAAGGAAAAAAAAAAAUGCAUCCUCCAGAAACCACCACCAAGAUGGCUUCAGUUCGGUUCAUGGUGACACCAACAAAGAUUGAUGACAUUCCAGGUUUGUCAGAUACCAGCCCGGACCUCAGUUCUCGGUCUAGUUCCCGAGUAAGAUUUAGCUCCCGGGAGAGUGUGCCUGAAACAAGCCGCAGUGAACCCAUGAGUGAGAUGUCAGGCGCCACCACCUCACUGGCAACUGUUGCCCUGGAUCCAGCCAGUGACAGAACUUCCAACCCCCAGGAUGUUACCGAGGACCCGAAUCAGAACUCCAUCACAGGGGAACACAGCCAGCUGUUAGAUGAUGGACGUAAAAAAGCUCGAAACGCUUAUCUCAAUAAUUCCAAUUAUGAAGAAGGAGAUGAAUAUUUUGAUAAAAACUUGGCAUUGUUUGAGGAAGAAAUGGAUACUAGGCCAAAGGUAUCAUCUCUUCUCAACCGUAUGGCCAAUUACACAAAUUUGACACAAGGAGCAAAGGAACAUGAAGAGGCAGAGAACAUUACUGAAGGGAGAAAGAAACCUACCAAGAGCCCCCAAAUGGGUACCUUCAUGGGUGUCUACCUCCCAUGUCUUCAAAAUAUUUUUGGAGUGAUCCUGUUUCUACGCCUUACGUGGGUGGUGGGCACAGCUGGAGUUCUUCAGGCCUUUGUGAUUGUCCUUAUCUGCUGCUGCUGUACAAUAUUGACUGCUAUCUCCAUGAGUGCCAUUGCCACUAAUGGAGUGGUACCAGCUGGGGGCUCCUACUUCAUGAUUUCCAGGGCACUGGGCCCAGAGUUCGGAGGAGCUGUUGGCCUCUGCUUUUAUCUUGGUACCACAUUUGCAGCAGCCAUGUAUAUUCUUGGUGCCAUUGAAAUUUUUCUGGUAUAUAUUGUCCCCCGGGCUGCCAUCUUCCAUAGUGAUGAUGCACUCAAGGAAUCCACAGACAUGCUAAAUAACAUGCGUGUCUAUGGCACAGCCUUCUUGGUCCUUAUGGUAUUGGUUGUGUUCAUCGGUGUACGCUAUGUGAACAAGUUUGCCUCCCUUUUCCUGGCCUGUGUCAUUGUAUCUAUCUUGGCCAUCUAUGCUGGAGCCAUCAAGUCAUCUUUUGCCCCACCAAGUUUCCCGGUCUGUAUGCUGGGUAACCGUACUCUUUCAUCAAGACAUUUUGAUGUUUGCUCUAAGACCAAGGAAAUGAACAACAUGACAGUCCCAUCAAAGUUGUGGGGCUUGUUUUGUAACUCAAGCCAGUUUUUCAAUGCCACCUGUGAUGAAUACUUUGUUCACAAUAAUGUCACUUCAAUUCAGGGCAUUCCUGGAUUGGCUAGUGGUAUCAUUACAGAGAACCUUUGGAGUAAUUAUCUACCAAAGGGAGAAAUCAUUGAAAAGCCCUCGGCCAAAUCUUCAGAUGUCUUAGGGAGCUUAAAUCACGAGUAUGUUCUUGUUGACAUCACCACCUCCUUUACGCUUCUGGUGGGGAUCUUCUUUCCCUCUGUUACAGGUAUCAUGGCUGGAUCAAACCGGUCUGGAGAUCUGAAAGAUGCUCAGAAAUCUAUUCCCAUUGGCACUAUCCUUGCCAUCCUGACCACUUCGUUUGUCUAUUUAAGCAAUGUUGUGCUUUUUGGUGCAUGUAUUGAAGGAGUUGUUCUUAGAGACAAGUUUGGAGAUGCUGUGAAAGGUAAUUUAGUGGUAGGUACCUUGUCUUGGCCAUCUCCAUGGGUGAUUGUUAUUGGAUCCUUCUUUUCAACCUGUGGAGCUGGACUUCAGAGCCUCACAGGUGCACCACGGCUGCUACAGGCAAUUGCCAAGGAUAACAUUAUACCAUUUCUUAGGGUGUUUGGUCACAGCAAAGCCAAUGGAGAACCUACCUGGGCUUUACUACUAACUGCUGCCAUUGCAGAGCUGGGAAUCUUGAUUGCUUCCCUUGAUCUUGUGGCCCCAAUCCUUUCCAUGUUUUUUCUCAUGUGCUACCUUUUUGUGAAUCUGGCAUGUGCCUUGCAAACAUUACUUCGAACACCCAACUGGAGACCCCGAUUCCGUUACUACCACUGGACUCUUUCUUUCAUGGGAAUGAGUAUCUGUCUGGCUCUGAUGUUCAUUUCUUCCUGGUAUUAUGCCAUUGUAGCUAUGGUGAUUGCUGGUAUGAUCUACAAGUAUAUUGAGUACCAAGGAGCUGAAAAAGAAUGGGGCGAUGGUAUCCGUGGGCUGUCCCUCAGUGCAGCCCGAUUUGCUUUGCUUCGGCUGGAGGAAGGACCACCACACACUAAAAACUGGAGGCCUCAGUUGCUUGUACUGCUGAAACUAGAUGAAGACUUACAUGUCAAGCAUCCUCGUCUCCUCACCUUUGCCUCACAGCUCAAGGCUGGAAAGGGUCUCACUAUUGUGGGCUCUGUCAUUGUGGGGAACUUCCUGGAGAGCUAUGGUGAGGCUUUAGCUGCUGAGCAGACGAUAAAGCACCUAAUGGAGGCAGAAAAGGUAAAAGGAUUCUGCCAGCUGGUGGUGGCAGCCAAGCUAAGAGAGGGCAUUUCCCAUCUCAUCCAGUCGUGUGGCCUUGGGGGCAUGAAGCACAACACAGUGGUGAUGGGCUGGCCCAAUGGCUGGCGUCAGAGUGAAGACGCUCGAGCGUGGAAGAUUUUUAUUGGCACAGUUCGAGUAACAACUGCUGCUCAUCUUGCGCUGCUGGUAGCCAAGAAUAUCUCCUUCUUUCCCAGCAAUGUAGAGCAAUUCUCUGAGGGCAACAUUGAUGUGUGGUGGAUUGUGCAUGAUGGAGGAAUGCUCAUGCUAUUACCAUUCCUCCUCAAACAGCACAAGGUGUGGCGAAAGUGCAGCAUACGGAUCUUCACCGUGGCCCAGCUAGAAGACAACAGUAUUCAGAUGAAGAAGGACCUAGCCACCUUCCUGUAUCACUUGCGCAUUGAGGCAGAAGUGGAAGUGGUGGAGAUGCAUGAUAGUGACAUAUCAGCGUAUACUUAUGAGCGAACUCUGAUGAUGGAACAGAGGUCCCAGAUGCUCCGACACAUGCGACUCUCCAAAACAGAACGGGACAGAGAGGCACAGCUGGUGAAAGACCGGAACUCAAUGUUACGAUUAACCAGCAUUGGCUCUGAUGAGGAUGAUGAGACAGAGACUUACCAGGAGAAAGUACAUAUGACGUGGACAAAAGACAAAUACAUGGCAUCCAGGGGGCAAAAAGCCAAGUCAAUGGAAGGAUUCCAAGACCUGCUUAACAUGCGCCCGGACCAGUCCAAUGUGAGGCGGAUGCAUACGGCAGUCAAGCUCAAUGAGGUUAUUGUUAACAAGUCCCAUGAUGCAAAGCUGGUGUUGUUGAAUAUGCCAGGGCCACCUCGAAACCCUGAGGGUGAUGAAAACUACAUGGAGUUCCUAGAAGUGCUCACCGAGGGACUUGAGCGAGUCCUCCUUGUCCGGGGUGGUGGCAGUGAAGUGAUCACCAUUUAUUCAUAA